CGCCCGAAGCCACCUCCCUCCCCAGCCUCGGGCGCCACCGCGGAGCGCAAGGCCGGGGACGGCGCGGGCAGGCGGGAGGAAGCAUGCUGGACUUCGCCAUCUUCGCCGUGACGUUCCUGCUGGCGCUGGUGGGCGCGGUGCUGUACCUCUACCCGGCUUCCCGGCCAGCUUCAGGAAUUCCAGGGCUCACUCCAACCGAGGAAAAAGAUGGUAAUCUUCCAGACAUUGUGAACAGUGGAAGUUUGCAUGAGUUCCUGGUUAAUUUGCAUGAACGAUACGGGCCUGUGGCCUCUUUCUGGUCUGGCAGGCGUCUUGUGGUUAGCUUGGGCACCGCUGAUGCACUGAAGCAACACUUCAACCCCAAUAAGACUUCGGACCCAUUUGAAACCAUGUUGAAGUCAUUAUUAGGGUAUCAGUCUGGUGGUGGGAGUGCGGGUGAGGACCACGUGAGGAGGAGACUGUAUGGAGGUGCUGUGGCGGCUGCUCUGCAAAGUAACUUCCCUCUCCUGAUAAAGCUUUCAGAAGAAUUAUUAGAUAAAUGGCUGUCCUACCCAGAGACCCAGCACAUACCUCUGAGCCAGCACAUGCUUGGUUUUGCUUUGAAGUUUGUCACACGGAUGGUACUGGGUAGCACAUUUGAAGAUGAACAGGAAGUCAUCCGAUUCCAAAAGAUUCAUGGCACAGUGUGGUCUGAGAUUGGAAAAGGCUUUCUAGACGGGUCACUCGAUAAAAACACCACUCGGAAAAAACAGUAUCAAGAGGCUCUCAUGCAAUUGGAAUCUACUUUAAAGAAAAUUAUAAAGGAACGAAAAGGAGGGAGCUUCAGUCAACAUACCUUCAUUGACUCCUUAGUACAGGAAAACCUUAAUGAGCAACAGAUCCUUGAAGACAGUGUGGUGUUCUCUCUGGCCGGCUGCAUAAUAACUGCAAGGCUGUGUACCUGGAUGAUCCAUUUCCUAACGACGUCUGGAGAAGUUCAGAAGAAGCUGUACAAGGAGAUAGACCAAGUUUUAGGGAAGGAUCCUAUCACUUCAGAGAAAAUUGAGCAGCUCAGAUAUUGUCGGCAAGUGCUUUUUGAAACCGUUCGGACUGCUAAACUAACUCCAGUUUCUGCCCGGCUUCAAGAUAUUGAGGGAAAAGUCGGCCCGUUUGUUAUUCCUAAGGAGACGCUCGUCCUUUAUGCCCUCGGAGUGGUUCUUCAGGACCCCAGCACCUGGCCAUUGCCACACAGGUUUGAUCCAGACCGCUUUGCUGACGAGCCAGUGAUGAAGGUGUUCUCUUCUCUUGGCUUCUCAGGCACGUGGGAAUGCCCAGAACUGAGUAACCAGUUGGCUCUCUUCUGGACCAGGUUUGCUUACGUGGUGACCACAGUGCUUGUGUGUGCGUUGCUGAAGAGGCUUCGCCUGCUUGCUGUGGAGACACAAGUUUUUGAAAUGAAGUAUGAACUGGUCACGUCACCAAGGGAAGAAGCUUGGAUCACUGUCUCCAAAAGACACUAGACAUUUAUGCACUUAAAGUCUGUUAAGUAGAUGAAGGGAAAUGCCCAGUUAGAAUAUGUGCUGAGUCCUUUUGUAAACCCAGUAUCACUUUGUAAUGUAAAACCUGUUAGUGCUUCAUGAUGUAAAUUUGGAUUUUUAUAUGUCAAAUUUUCUUACUGUAUGAUGUAUGUUUAUACUUACAUUGACAACUUUAACAGGAAAGUAUAAUUUUCUUUUAAUUUGCAUCAUUCUCUAAGCCAUUAUUUUUUCAUUUUUAUUAUUAUUUUGUGGGGGGAUGGGUUUUGAGACAGGUUUUUUUUCUGUGUAGCCCUGGAUGCUCUGGAACUCACUCUUUAGACCAGGCUGGCCUCAGACUCACAAAGAUCCACCUGCCUCUGCCUCUGGAGAGCUAGGAUCAGAGGCCUGCGGCACCACCGCCUGGCUAAGCCAUGAUUUCCAAUCUUGAUGUUUUCAGUUUGAUCUGUCAGAAGAGCAAUCUUAGAGGAUUCUUUUGGGCACGUUGUGGAAUCAUGUUUUCUGAAUAUUCAUAAAAGAGAGACUUAAUGUCGCUUCUUUUUGCAUUUCUAAUAAAUCACCUGUCAUUUUA
Messenger RNA from Apodemus sylvaticus (European woodmouse), 2085 nucleotides. RefSeq names its product cytochrome P450 20A1. The transcript has 13 exons. The record is from RefSeq and is a predicted model, not a curated record. Gene Ontology annotation, molecular function: heme binding; iron ion binding; oxidoreductase activity, acting on paired donors, with incorporation or reduction of molecular oxygen. Bases 84 to 1499 code for a protein of 471 amino acids. Gene Ontology annotation, cellular component: membrane. NCBI's taxonomy places the organism in Eukaryota, Metazoa, Chordata, Mammalia, Rodentia, Muridae.